This is a messenger RNA of Ceutorhynchus assimilis (cabbage seed weevil), 273 nucleotides long. The record is from the annotation of a GenBank genome assembly. Lineage: Eukaryota; Metazoa; Arthropoda; Insecta; Coleoptera; Curculionidae.
AUGGAACACUGCUUUCAACAGGUAAAUUUGACUGUGGAGGAUGCAAAAAGAGCAGCUGAGGGAAAACCGCUUUCUCGAGAGCUUUUCUGCUAUUUCAGAUGCUUAUUCGAAUCGGUUGAUUUUUUGAAAGAUGACGGGAAAUUCAACACUGAGAAAGCUAAGGGGCUUUUUGGUGAUUUCCUAGAUGAUAAAGCUCUGCAAUGCCUCAAAUCUCUCACCAUAUCCACAUGUGAGGAUCUUAAUAAAUUGGAUGACUGCUUACCUGAUCCAUAA